AUGUUGUCACAUGUAAUAUUUCUACUUUUAUUACUUCAUGCUGGUGAUAUGGUGCAGGUGAUUGACAACGGGUUAGCGCCACCUGAGAUUGUGCAUAGGGCUGUAUCAUCAAAACCCCUCUGUCGAAUUACCGCUGCCCCUCUUGACCUCCUGUUUGUACUUGACAGUUCCGGUUCUUUGAGGGAUCAAUUCCAGGAUGAGAUCGAAGUCAUCAGAAAGAUAGUACGCCACGUUGCUAUUGGCGAAAAUGCAACCCGAGUAGCACUAAUUCAAUUCAGUGGUGUCCAGCACCUCGAAUUUAACUUCCACUCAUUUGCAACAAGGGAUAGUUUAAUGGCAGCCUUAUCUGUUCUUCGCCAUGUUUCUGGAAUUACAAGAGUGGGAGGGGCAUUCAAAUUUGCGCAGGAAACCCUGGAAGAUCCGACAAUUGGAAUUCGCGAUUGGUCAGUACCCAAAGUCCUAUUUUUACUAUCCGACGGCCGCACGCACGAUUUUCCAAUGGACUUCGAAAUUGUGGAAGACCUUCGACGUAGCCAUCCUAGACUAGAAAUCUGGGCCUACGGUACUGGCGAAUAUGUUGCAAUGACGGCAUUAUUAAACUAUACGAGGAACGCAGAUAAAAUUGUAACAAAUUCAAAUCUGGACAAGUUAGAAGACAUGUUUGCACCCUGGCAUGGAAUAGAAAUUUGUGAAACUCAACCAGCAUGUGUGAAGGGCUCUGAUAAACCUCUUGAUCUAUUCCUAAUUAUCGAUUCCUCUGAAUCGGUCGAUCGAUUAUUUCAAAAACAGGUUCAAUUCGCCAUCGACCGCAUCAUCAACAACAUCAAUCUGCAUCCGGAGGCGGUGAGGAUGGCAUUGAUUACCUUCUCAGGGAAAGCCUUUACGCACUUUGCGUUUAACGAUACGAAGUUUUGGAAUAAUAGUGCGGUCGUUAGCCAUCUGAAUGCUUUGAGAUCGAUCAAAGGGACGACUAGUACUCAUCUCGCUUUGGAUCAAGCUUUGAGGAUUUUGAAAAGCGAAGAAUCAGGGGCUAGAAGUGACAUCCCAAAGCUUGCGAUUGUUCUGACAGAUGGCCGAUCACAUAAAACCCCGGCUGAAGAAGCUAAAUUACUUCGUGAAGCUGGUUGUCCAAUCAUUGCGGUUGCCGUCAUGUCAAGCUUGGUAGAAGAGAAAGAGCUUGUAGCCAUUACCGGGGAUCCCAAAUUAGCAUUUACCACUAAAAAUCUGGAGAAAUUCGAAGAGGUGUUAAUGGAAUUUGUUGGUUUUGGUUGCCCUGGGAUCGCGUUGGGGCCGGAUGCUACUCCAACCGUACGCGGGGCUACUGACGUAAAAUGUGACGCUAAUGGGAUGGAGAUCCGUAUCCGGACUGUUCGACCUAUGCAAGGGAUGAUAUAUGCACAAUCUCAUCAUGAGGACAGGAGAUGUAUUAUUCGUGGCGACGGGAAAGACCGCGAGCUCGCACUGCGCAUCGAGGAAAACACGUGCGGGAUGACAAAGUGGGAAACGCUGGCUGGAUAUGUCUAUAAUGUCUCUGUAAUCCUACAAUUCCACCCGUUGAUUCAGACGCGGGCGGAUCAGGGAAUCGAUCUCUCAUGUCUUUCACCACAACCAUUAGCUUCAAAUUUCCGUGAAAAACGAUUAGAAAAGAAGCUGGAUGAAGUCGCUUGUACCUACAAUUUACAUCGAUAUUCCCCGGAAAUGUGUGCCGUUCUAGAAGCAAAAGUCGGCGAAACCAUCUUCCACAAAUGGCAAUGCGAGCUCCCCUCCAAUCACACGUUCCUUGUCCACGACUGUUAUGUACGGAGCGAGCACGAGGAACAACAAAUCAUCGAUGAGGAUGGGUGCGCGCUGGAUGUGUAUUUUCUGGAGACACCUAUUUACGAUCUUCUUUUUAAGCCGACGUUGAGUGGGGGUACUUAUAUUUGGCAGGAAAUGUCCGCCUUCAAAUUUCCCGGCGAUCCAACUGUCGAAUUCUCAUGCCAAGUAUCGCUGUGUGAAAUUGAUGCGGAAUGUUCAUUGUCGAUACCUCCAAAGUGCGGCAUGUCGCCGCAACGACAGCCGGGAAAACGGCUGAAAAGACAGACCACAUUGCCAACCCGUCACGGCUUCGCCUCAACCUUUGAAGUAUCCACCCACGCCAUCACCGUGCUCGAAAACGAAGGAAUACGCCCCCGUACCAGCGUCAAAUUUUGUGAUAUCUAC
Mesorhabditis spiculigera is the source of this 2202-nucleotide messenger RNA. Lineage: Eukaryota; Metazoa; Nematoda; Chromadorea; Rhabditida; Rhabditidae. The record is from the annotation of a GenBank genome assembly.